UAUCUGUCUUGUGGUAGACUGCUCGAUGCUGCCAGUUAUACCAUAUGCAAGCGGUGAUGUUCCCAGUCGGACGUGCAGACAGCGUGCGGGAAGGGGGAAAGCUUCGUGACUCGCCUGAACAAUCACCUGGAUAUGGCAUAGAGCUGCACCCGCGUUUCAUUUGCUCUUACGUUUGGAGAAGUAUUAGGUGUACUUAACAUCGCAUGCUGUAAAUUCCAGAUCACGUUUACGGGGGACUGUGUCUCUGAUCGGGGUGAGCCGGGAAGGUGGGACUGGCGGUUCGGUGAGGGAGGCCAACCUGUCCCGCCACCGAAAACGUGCCAGACUCUGUGGGACCUCCACGCGGGGCCACCCUAUACUUUAGUAGAUACUACCGGCUCCCGAUGUGGGGUAGGCGUGAUGGGGAACGAAGCUCAGCAGCGCUGCCGCGGCAGCUCGUUCCCGUUCUACGGCACCUGUAAGAGAAGACAGACGCUUUAGCCGACAGAGCGCGCGGAACAGUACAGGCCUGCAGAGCCCGGGGGCACCGUGGUGGAAACCGCCAGCAGAGAACAACCAUGGGCCAGCUUCUGUACAUUCUCUUUUCUACUGUGUGCCUUCAGGCGGUCGCCAUGGCGAGGCCGCGUGUAGAUCUACCACCCGUCUUCGGAAACGUGAGUCACACGAGGCAGAAGACGGCUGGGGAUCGGGCAGAGGGCCUGAUGGGGAAGAUCAGGGGCCGGACUGACCGGGCUGCCUUCCCAGGAGCCAACAACACCAUACACCAACCUCCAGCGUUGAGCCCCACGUGGCUGCGGAACAAGGUGGUAGUCAUCGUGAUCGUCGAGGAACCUCCGUUCAUCAUCAAGAGGGGCGAGGACGGAAAGGAAGAAUUUGAAGGGUUCUGCAUCGACCUGAUAACGGAGCUAGCUAAGGAAGUAGACUUUGAGUUCCACCUGUACACGGUAGAUGACGGAAAAUACGGCAGUCAAGAUGCUGACGGCAACUGGAACGGACUGGUCAAGGACCUCAUGGAGGACAAAGCAGACUUAGCGCUCGCCCCUCUGACCAUCAGCUCCGACAGAGAGAGGGCCAUAGAUUUCACCAAACCGUUCAUGGAGUAUGGGACUGGUCUCCUGAUCAAGAAACCCCCAUCAGAGGGACGCUACCUCUUCGCCUUCCUCAUGCCUUUCCAGAUCGUGGUGUGGAUCUGUAUCCUGGUGGCGCUCGUUUGCGUGGGAUUCAUGCUAUACGUAACCAGCAGGAUAAGGUACAUGCUGAGGGUGGGAGAACCAUUUGACAAUGAUCGCGCAUUUACAUUGCGGAAUAGCAUCUGGUUCGCCUAUUGGUCACUGGUCAAACGAGAAUCUGUCAAUGGGGAGUCAAAAGAUGGUGGCCAGCCACGGGUGGUGGAGAUGGGUAUGAAAGAUGCCACCCAGCCGGUCCAUCCUGCUCCCCAAGGCCCGCCCCCCUCCCCGCCCUGCCGCCCCGGGUGUGGGAGUAGUAAGGAGCCCCGUUGGGACAGCGACAAGGCCUUCACGCUGUCCAACAGUAUCUGGUUCACUUUCAGUGCGCUGGUGCGGAAAGGUGGCGAGCCUGCCCCAAGGUCGCUCCCCAUCCGGAUAUUGGCAGGUUUCUGGUGGCUGUUCGCCCUGAUCGUGGUCUCCACCUACACCGCCAAUCUCACGGCCUUCCUCACGGUCAAACGGCUCAGCUCCCCGAUCGCCUCCUUGGAAGACCUGGCCAAACAAACUGAAAUAGCCUACGGUCUGGAAAAAGACGUGUUUCUGUAUAACUUCUUCAGAGAACAAGACGGUACCGGUAGUGUGUUCGAGCGCAUGUGGCACAGCAUGAGCGCCGACCCCAACAACUUUGCGUCCAGCCUGAAUGAGGGGAUCGAGAAGGUUCGCGAUGGGAACUACGUGUUCAUGGACGACGAGCCGAUCCUGGAGUACCUGGUGGCAAACGACGAGAACUGUGAGCUGAUGUUGGUGGGGAAGCCCUUCCUGUACCGGGGGUACGGCAUAGCCACACAGCGCGGCGGACACUUGUUAGACAAGCUCUCUGUUCAGAUUCUAAAAAUGCAGGAGUCCGGGCGGAUCGGGAUGCUGAGGGACAGGUGGUGGCCUAAGGAGGGCUGCGUCAGCGACCACUCCCCCGCCGCUAAGGACGCCGUGGCGCUGGGCAUAGACAACGUCCUGGGGGUGUUCUACGUCCUCCUGGGCGGGGCGGGACUGUCCUUCAUCACCGCCGCGGCAGAGAUCAUCUACCACCGCUGCUGCAGACCCAAACUCCCCAAGGAAAAACAGGAGGAAGAACCCGCCAACAGGAUGCCUCCGACCGUAUCGGAGGAGACCGAGGAGAUCCGAGUCACACACGAGAUGCUGAAAUUCCUCAGAUGUAUAGAAAACGGGUCGUUAAAAAUCGUGGCGCGGAACAAUCAGGACGGCUUCGCGCUACAGCAGCCGAACUGUGUCCUGUCGGACACCAAACUCUGAGGGCCACUAUCAUCACAACAAAGUGCCAAUCAACUCUCCGUGGGACGACACCCAACGUUACUCACCGUUGCGUUGAACUCUGCACCAGUAACAACACUUCUUCAGGGCAUAUGAUAGGAUGUUAGACGGACCAAUGAUUUCUCUGUAGAUAGAACGUUAUGACGUAUGUUCAUCAUUGUUACCGCUGCCGUUGCUCCGACGAUUCGCGCAUGUGGAACGCAGCUCUUUUAGAAGCUUGUACCUUUAAUAGGAAGGAGGCUACGCUCAAAGCGCCCCCUGUCAAGUUACCGUGGACUUGUGCUAACUUUGCAGUGCAUUUUGCCUGUUUCCAUUUAGAUAAGGUCUAUGUAGCUGGGUUGUAGACAGCCCAGAAACUAGGAGAGACGUAGCAGCACGAGAGACCUACCAUCAUGUGGGUCUUGUACCCGAGGCCGAUUAUUAUUAGAUUGUGUUUCGUCUCAUUAAGAGGUCUACAAAAGAGUGUGGGUAGUGGUCAAUAUGUUUUACGCCUAUUCCAACUCCCCUCCCGCAAUGUCUUUCUGUUGUCGGUUACAACGCUUCUGUAGACGAUAUUUAAAGCUUUUUGUAAAAAAAGAGUAAAAACGAACUUUUACCGGGGAACAUAUAGAUUUCAGUACAAUGUGUAUCAGUGCUCUCUCAUCGACAGACUUUCAUAUUUCUGUGAUUGCACUUGUCAACAGGUUUUGUAGUAUUUUGAAAAUUUCUUGCUGUGAGGGUGAGAUUCAAAAUAUUCUCAUGCAUUGAAUUUUCUGCGCCGAAAGGGGAAAUUAUACGGGAAGAUAAUGAUAUGUGUACGUUUUUGCAUGAAAUGCGAAAAAGAAAGCGACCCUAGGGACUGACCCACGAAUGGAUAUUAACUCCUUAAUAGAUCUUUACAACGAAGUAGAAAGGCUGGGAAACUGUACAAUUAUAACUACCUUUAUGUAAAUUUUAUCUACCGAAACUUAUGAGAGAUGUUUAUGAUAGUUCUUCCCGUAGACGGACCAUGUCAUCGACGGAACAGAUCAUACUCCCUAUACCCAGAUUUCAGAACGAGAUGAUCUCAACCCGUGUCAAAUAUGACGAUAUAACUCUCCGCGUGAUCCGUAUGUCUACUGAUGUUCACGUCGGCUAGUUAUCUGGCCUAUAACCUUACCUAACGCCAUUGGAACGAUGCCUGUGCAGUUGCCCGAGUCACAGUGUGGUACAAGCAGUAGCUACUCCAGUCACAGGAUCAGUCACUGUCGCAUUUAUUGAUUUGUGGCCCAAACGCGGAUUUGAUGGACUCAGUGAGUAAUUUAAUUAAAGAAAUUAGAGGAAUUAGAGGCGAGAUUGGGGAAUAAGAAGCAGACUGCAAAAAAUCAACAUCGAGUUUGAUGCUAUAGGUAUGUUUACGAUAAAUGUCGACAUACAAGACCACGGCAUCGUUUGAUGCGACAAUCUUGGCCCUUAUAUACACAACAUAUACCUCUGUGACCAUUAUAUAAAUGAUUUGAUAGCAGUUACCUUCCGCCAGGGUAGUGGUAUUUUGGAGCUUGCAUGGAUAAAUCAAGACUUUCUUCAAUGGAAAAAAAACAGAAAUAUUGCUAGUUUUGUGCAGCAUGCAGUUGACAUAAACGCUCUGCGCAUUAUAUCCGACCUAUUUCUUUGGUAAUGUUAAUAUCGUUCCAAUGUUCUAAGUGCGAAACUUUGGAUAUCUUUUAUAUUCAUUUUCGAGAAAAUCAUGAUCAUAUACACUUUGUUUCCACAACACCUUUACGAGUGGUUGACCAUGAACCUAGGCUGACCUGCCGGUGACCAAACAUCUGACAAAACAUGAGAUACGCUCGUAAUAUUGACUUCAAAUAUAUGUUUUCGUUUAUUCAGAUGAUGGACAUUGAUGAACAUUGUGGUUGACACGAAGUUCGUUUGAAAAUGAGCGAAUGCACCGAUAUGUAAUCAGACGCGGGAUGGGGGUAGGGAGAGAACACUUGUACUGUACUGUCGAUUAAGCUUGUUGGGAAAGACGAGCCACAUUCUAAACAAAGCAUAUAGUGCUCACCUCGCCGAUAUGGGAGAGAAGAUCUGUGCUUCAAUAUCUCCACCCAAGCUGUGUCCUCUUGGUUUGCAUGUAGCAGGAGAAAGUGUUAAUGGUGUUUAGACUAAUGUUUAGAUGACUGAUGUGUACAUACAGAACAACAGUAGAUAGUAGGUUUUACACGUUUCUCAAGACGUCAUUAGGAACUUGUGACUGGAGUGUUUUUCUGGAAAGCAGCCGCCGCUGUAGGCUUCAGCACACCUCUUUGUUGCGAAGCUACAGGCGAUCACUCGUACACGACAUUCUGAGUUCACUCUCUCCCUACAAUUCUAAUAAACCUUAUGUGAAAACUUGUAAUGAAUAAAAGAUAAACAAAAAAUCUGUCUCUAAUGUUUGAUACUUUGUACUAUCGAUAGCAACAGUAAUUGACACCAUUAAGUAAAUGAAGACGCAUCAUGGUCUGAACUUGCAGUGCUCCAGAGAAUGUGCCAAGGUAUGCUUAACUGCUACAAUACGUGAUAGGUGUGAACAGACAUGAGUGAAUUUUAAUUUUUGAAAAUGCUGUAGCUUAUACAUAACAUGUAACCCGUAGCGUUCCAACUAAAGAUUUCACGCUCUAAACAAACUAAUCUAACAACAUUCGACAUCUUUAAUCUGUGAGGUCUUCAAAACAAACUGUUCCUAACAUUUUCUCGACUUAUAUAGUACGUGUUUCCCUCCUAGUAUCUAUAGAGGUGGGAUAUUUACUUUUACUUUACUUUCGCUGUUUAAAUCUUAAAUCUAUUCAUUUGUGAAUGUAAAUAUUUCUUGAAUGAAUGAAUUAAUGGGUGAAU
Messenger RNA from Branchiostoma belcheri (Belcher's lancelet), 5327 nucleotides. RefSeq names its product glutamate receptor ionotropic, delta-1-like. Lineage: Eukaryota; Metazoa; Chordata; Leptocardii; Amphioxiformes; Branchiostomatidae. Gene Ontology annotation, biological process: modulation of chemical synaptic transmission; synaptic transmission, glutamatergic; monoatomic ion transport. The record is from RefSeq and is a predicted model, not a curated record. Gene Ontology annotation, molecular function: glutamate-gated receptor activity; transmitter-gated monoatomic ion channel activity involved in regulation of postsynaptic membrane potential. Gene Ontology annotation, cellular component: plasma membrane; postsynaptic membrane. Bases 558 to 2477 code for a protein of 639 amino acids. The transcript is spliced from 11 exons.